Phoenix dactylifera (date palm) is the source of this 1897-nucleotide messenger RNA. Lineage: Eukaryota; Viridiplantae; Streptophyta; Magnoliopsida; Arecales; Arecaceae. The record is from RefSeq and is a predicted model, not a curated record.
UAUGUACCUUAUAGCUGUAAAGGUUGAAGCCAGCGAAGCAGAAACAAAGCCCCCUCCUUCCCGAAAACCUUUCAAUUAUUUUACGGAAGAGAUACAGCUCUUCCAUCGGACGUCGACCUGUCUUUCUCCUUGCCGUGGGUGCCACCACCUCCCUUUCUUUCCCUGCUCGCUCUCCGCAUACAUACUACUUCCCCUUCCCCUCCUCUCUCUCUAACUUCUCUUUCUUUUCCAUGUUCCUUUCCUUCCUCCAUUCCUCUGGCCUGUAAUGAUUUCUGUGCCACCGCUAUCACCAUCUGAGAAUCCAAAGGGAAGGUUAGAAAUCUUUUCUGGUCUAUGAAAAUAUAAGAGAGGGACAAAUAAUCUGCGAGCUACUCCACCUCUAUUCUCUCUUGUUGUUGUUAGUGUCUCGUUGUGAUGGCGGCGCAGCCACGACAGUUCCAGAUGGGCGGCGGCCAUGCCGGUGGAGGCGACACUACCUACACAAAGAUCUUCGUGGGAGGCCUCGCCUGGGAGACCCAGCGCGACACCAUGCACCGCUACUUCGAGCAGUUCGGCGAGAUCCUCGAGGCCGUCGUCAUAACCGAUAAGAACACCGGCCGUUCCAAAGGCUACGGCUUUGUGACUUUUAAAGAUCCUGAUUCAGCAACAAGAGCAUGCCAGGAUCGAUCGCCGGUGAUCGACGGAAGGCGGGCUAAUUGCAACCUGGCAUCGACCGGCACCACUCACCGAACCCGGCCACCGAACUCCCAACAUGGGAUGGCAGGGCGGUUUAGACCUGUGAUUGGACCCAGCAUUGCUGCUUCUAUGUACCAUGGAUCAGCUGCCACAACCUCUUACUUCCAUCAGCCUGCCCAAUAUGUCUAUCCUUAUUCUGUUUAUGGAUACUCUGGAGGACACUCACAAGAAAGCAUGUAUCCAAUGAGCUACUACAGUUUGUACGGCGGCAGCGGAGGGCAGCAGCACCACCAGUUCUCUCCAUACUAUGCGGCUGCUGGGCCAGGGUCCUUCCAAAAUUUUUACCCAUUCUAUGCUCAAUUCUCGCAGGAUAGCCAGGCACAGAGUGGAUAUGGGCUGCAUUAUCCACAGAUGCUGCAAUACCCUCGCUUGCCACAGCAAUACAGGGCUGGGAUCCUCUCCAUGCAUCCCUCCACAGAGCUGACCACCGGGGUGACUGCCACAGCAGCUGUUGGGUCCAGCUCUUUGCAGCAGCUGCCGGGAAACACCUCGGCGCAGAAGCCGUCGUCUUAAUUCUUGCAUCUGAUAUUAGGCAUUCAUGCAUUUCCCCAUCCAACAUACUAACAUGAUCACAUUGAUAGGAAAGAAAAAAGAGGAAUCGCGUAUUUAGUGAUAUGAAGGGGGAGGAGAAGGAUGAUUUGAGAUUUCCUUGCACUCCUCAUUCCUCUCUGAUUUCAGAGAGGGUAACUGAUUCAUCACCUUGUCGAUGGAACAAGCGACCGGAUGUAGCGCUUGCUUCGCUAAAUGUCUUAGGCUUUACCAUUGUCUGUUCUUCGCCAUCAUCAUCAUGCAUUGUUGCAUUAUUUAAUCAUCAUUGCUGUUCCAUUAGACUAGGAUGGAUAGGUCUCUUUCAUUCGCAUGGAGGUUUUAGUUUUGUUCAGGCAUCGACCGGAGGCCGGAAUGGAAUAUUUGACCAGCUUUCCAGCCUCACAUCUUCAUCAUGCUAGCAGUUGAUGGUUCACUUCAGAGAGACGAUUUUAAGUCUUGAAGCUGAUCCAUUGGAAGAUAGCAGCAGAGGCCGCCGGAAUGGCUCUGCUGACUGACUUGUAAUGUUCAUGUUUGCUGCUUGUUAUUAAACUUUUAAACUAAUGUAGGAUUAAAAAGAUUGAUGGGAUUCAUGGUUCCUUCAACUGUUCUAUUUUUUAUAACUUUCUUUAAUUUC